GGCACCAACCAGCAGCCGCUCCAGCCCUGCCGAAGUUUCACUUUUUGUCUGUGGGUUCGCUCCCGGGCCCCGCGCGAGCUUUCCCGGGAUAAGUAGCUUUAACGAGCAGGGGGACAGCCGGGAGCUGCCAGAAAUUGAAGAGCAUCCUGAUGACUAGCGUGUUGGCAGAGGACUGAAGGAAGCCAGACCAGUCCCUACUCUCAGAGCUUCUUGGGUGCCCUCUGGCUCCCAGGUGACCUGCAGCAGGACCUCUGGCGGGAUCAUUGAGGCUCAGGAACAGAACUGAAGACGGGAUCCACUGUCCUGAUUCUCAGUUUAGGGCUUUUUCCCAUUGUUCUACUGGGCACUCGUUGGAGGGAAGAUAUUUAUUUCUCAAUUGACACGAGCAUUGCAGUUUGCUGAACCUUGUGUCCACUGACCAUUCCAAGAGCUAUUAUCUGAGAUACCAACAAUGUCUCACCCCUCUUGGCUGCCACCCAAAAGCACUGGAGAGCCCCUUGGCCAUGUGCCUGCACGGAUGGAGACCACCCACUCCUUUGGGACCCCCAGCAUUUCAGUGUCCACACAACAGCCACCUAAAAAGUUUGCACCAGUAGUUGCUCCAAAGCCCAAGUACAACCCAUACAAGCAAUCUGGAGGUGACGGUGAUUUUCUUCCACCCCCACCCCCACCUCUAGAUGAUCCCGGUACCCUUCCAUCUGGCUCUGGAAACUUCCCUCCGCCACCACCCCUUGAUGAAGGUGCUUUCAGGGCACAGGGAAACCCUGGAGGCAAGACCCUUGAGGAGAGACGCUCCAGCCUGGACGCCGAGAUCGACUCCUUGACCAGCAUCCUGGCUGACCUGGAGUGCAGCUCCCCCUACAAGCCUCGGCCCCCGCAGGGCUCUGCAGGUGCAACAGCCUCUCCUCCAGUCUCCACCCCUGUAACAGGACACAAGAGAAUGGUCAUACCAAACCAGCCUCCUCUAACAGCAACCAAGAAGUCUACAUUGAAACCACAGCCUGCACCUCAGGCCGGACCCAUCCCUGUGGCUCCAAUUGGAACACUAAAGCCCCAGCCUCAGCCAGUCCCAGCCUCCUACACUACAGCAUCCACCCCUUCAAGGCCUACCUUCAACGUGCAAGUGAAGUCAGCCCAGCCCAGCUCUCAUUACAUGGCUGCCCCUUCACCAGGGCAGUUUUAUGGCCCAGGGCAAGGGCAUCAGGGUUAUAACACUCAACCAGUUCCUAUUUCUGGGCAGUGUCCACCUCCUCCAACACGGGGAGGCAUGGAAUAUGCAUAUAUUCCACCACCAGGACUUCAGCCUGAACCUGGGUAUGGGUAUGGCCCCAACCAAGGACGCUAUUAUGAAGCCUAUUGCCCAGUGGGGCCUGCAUAUGGGGCCAAAAAUGAUUCAGAUCCUGCUUAUGGUCAACAAGGCCACCCCAAUACCUGGAAGCGGGAACAAGGGUAUACUCCCUCUGGGACAGGAAACCAGCACCCUGCUGGGAUGUAUCCAGCUGCUGGUCCCAAGAAGACCUAUAUCACCGAUCCUGUUCCAGCGCCCUGUGCGCCACCACUGCAACCCAAGGGUGGACAAAGUGGGUCAAAGGGGCCUCCGGCGGUCACCCCCUCCUUCCGCCCUGAAGAUGAGCUGGAGCAUCUGACCAAGAAGAUGCUGUAUGACAUGGAAAAUCCACCUUCCGAUGAAUACUUUGGCCGCUGUGCUCGCUGUGGGGAAAAUGUCGUCGGGGAAGGGACAGGCUGCACUGCCAUGGAUCAGGUCUUCCAUGUGGAUUGCUUCACCUGCAUCAUCUGUAACAACAAGCUCCGGGGGCAGCCCUUCUAUGCUGUGGAGAAGAAAGCCUACUGUGAGCCCUGCUACAUUAACACCCUGGAGCAGUGCAGCGUGUGCUCCAAGCCCAUCAUGGAGAGGAUCCUCCGAGCCACCGGCAAGGCCUAUCAUCCUCACUGCUUCACCUGUGUGAUGUGCCACCGCAGCCUGGAUGGGAUCCCUUUCACCGUGGACGCCGGAGGCCUCAUCCACUGCAUCGAGGACUUCCACAAGAAAUUUGCCCCCCGAUGUUCUGUGUGCAAGGAGCCUAUCAUGCCAGCCCCUGGCCAGGAGGAGACCGUUCGGAUUGUAGCUCUGGAUCGUGACUUCCAUGUUCACUGCUACCGGUGUGAGGAUUGCGGUGGUCUCCUGUCUGAGGGAGAUAACCAAGGCUGCUACCCUUUGGAUGGACACAUCCUCUGCAAGACCUGCAACUCUGCCCGCAUCAGAGUGCUGACCGCCAAGGCCAGCACCGACCUUUAAGCUCAGUGGCCUGUUCAGCGGGUUAGUAGGUGGCACUGAAAAGAAUGAAACACCAACAAUCAAGUAAUCCUUCCACGCAAUAGGAGGAGAGAAGAAAGGCAUUCAAGCUAUGGGAUGGUCUCUGUUCUUCAUGUAGUAGUAACCUUUCUGUAGAAACACAUAGAUUAUGAGAUUUUUAAAAACAUGCUUGCCAACUACACAUUUCACAUUUAAUUAUGUAGGACCUUGAUGGGCCUUUGUUCCCAAGGACUUCCACAUUUUUGCACGGAUUAUGCUCCAUCCCAUUCACUUCUGCAUUCCUGUAACCUUUAAUCCCUGUGUUUGUCUCACUUUUCAUCUGGUUGAAUGGCUUUUUUUAGCGUGGGAUUUGCUGUCACACAGAUUUCCCUGGGCAAGUCUGCCAACUCACAGGUGCUUUUAGGCUUGAAGUCUCUCCAUCCUAUCAUGUCCACGUCGCCUGUGAUCACAGAGCAGAGCCAUUCUUUCUUUGUGUACUGAAACGUAUAUGUUUUUGUUGCUAUAAACUGGUCAUGUCUCUUGGGGGGAAACAUAUGCCACUUAUAUGUUAGGCUAUAAAGAAUUUAAGCUGUAAGUCACAUAGGUUCAAACAAGCCCAAAUUUGUAAACAUCUAAAUCAAGAUCUAUAAUGACCAGUUGUCAGGGCUCAUUUGAAAACAGAUAUUAGUGAAAGAGAUCGAAACAUCAGUCUUUUUCUAAAGAAAUUGCAGGUGAGAUAUGCUGGAAAGAGCAUUUUGGGAGUAUGUUUGAAAAGCCCAUUAUUAUCCUACAAUAUCAUCUUACCAUGUCCCUUUUCCGUACUGCCUGGACACAGUGCAGACAAACUUGGUUGUCCCUUGAAUAUAACAUUUUCUAUAUUGCGCCACUUUUCAUAUCAGAAAUGUUGGGGUUUUUCCUAAUGUUAAACAUGACUACCAAAAUUGACUUUGUCUUUGGUGAAUGAUAGCUUUAACGAGCAGUUCAAUACCCCUCUCCCCAGGCCCAGGUCCUUUUUUUCCUGAUAAUUGCAAAUCAGGGCACACAAGAUAAAAUUGUGUAGUUUUGUUUGGUUUACUUUAAAAAGACAGGAAAACUUGAAAAGAUUGUGAAGCUGCAGUUUCAUUAUUCUCUUAAUGCUUCUGCAACUCAAAUUACAUAUUACAGGAGACAUUUUCAUACCAUCGAUGUGACAUUUACACCAUACUUGCAAAGACAAUCACUGAAAAAAAAAACUGCCUUUCUGAGCUAAAAAUACGCAGAGUCUCUGCCUGGGAUCUUUAUUCAAACUCUCCUGGGCAGUGAAUUGCUGGCUUGUCAGCUGCAGAACCGUUUCACUCGGUUCUAAGUUGUUUCUUUGAAGAAGAGACACCUACCUUAAUAAUGGCAGGUUGCCGAUUUUUAAACUAAUUAAGUAUUUCGGAUUGCGAUUUCUUAAACCUUUCUUCAAAUCCUCCACAAAUAUAUACUUUUAAAUUAUGAAGUAUUUUAAAUAUACACAAAAGUAUAAAUAAUAAUAUAAUGAAUCCUUAUAUAUGUAACAUCCAGUUUAAGAAAUCAAAUAUAGUUACCUUCCCCUGUGUACCCUCCCUGAUUCCACAAGUAGAGUUUUUCAU
Molossus molossus (Pallas's mastiff bat) is the source of this 3906-nucleotide messenger RNA. It is a transcript of the gene LPP, whose product is annotated as LIM domain containing preferred translocation partner in lipoma. Gene Ontology annotation, cellular component: focal adhesion; stress fiber. Lineage: Eukaryota; Metazoa; Chordata; Mammalia; Chiroptera; Molossidae. The transcript is spliced from 13 exons. The record is from RefSeq and is a predicted model, not a curated record. Gene Ontology annotation, biological process: cell-cell adhesion. Bases 452 to 2296 code for a protein of 614 amino acids.